Durusdinium trenchii is the source of this 1849-nucleotide messenger RNA. The record is from the annotation of a GenBank genome assembly. Lineage: Eukaryota; Dinophyceae; Suessiales; Symbiodiniaceae.
CAAGCUCACGAAAACGAAGCCAUGGCCGAUGCCGUUCGUGAGUAUACAGUAGAGAUUUUUGCUAUAGUACAACGCAUCCAAAAUGAUCUCGAAGCGGCUGCUGCUGCGACAUGUGGGCAACCUAUAGUGGUUUCAAAACGAUUGUGGUGCACGGGGGAACGGAUGUGUCACAAAACAUGCAUGUUGCAAGUAUGGUAUCGAGAGACUGGCGACGAGAUGUUUCAGGAAAGGGCAAGAGUCUGCGGUGGAAGGUGUAUGGCAUGGGACAUCUUGUCUCCAGAGAGUUUAACAGACGACGCAGAACAGUGGAAUGGCCACUUUUUCCGACAUUGUAGAGAUGUUGUUGGUGUUCGCCUGGGCUAUCACGACCCUCGGUGCCCUCUUCGGGAAGAGCGAAACACUAGCAACCACAAGGUUCGAAUCAAAAAUUGUGAAAAACCCGUCCUUGACACCAGGCAGGCGCAAUGGAUUCGGAAAGUUCAAGCGACUUUGUCAGGAAUUGAAAAGUUCACGGCUAUGCAAACAACCGACUUCCUGAAAAUGUCCUUGAGGGUGGAGUGUAUUCUUCAUGUCCUCAAAGCGCACGCCUGGGGUUCAUCGGGCUGCGCUGCCCAGCACGUGGUGGAUCCAUUCAAUGUUUCCCCGCUUACCGUCCAUUGUCAGAGGAAGGGCGAUUCCUUUAGCGUGACCAGGGCACUCCAGCAUGUCCGACGGGAGCUCCUCACUUUGUUUGAAGUGCUCUCCACGGCAGUGGUUUUGGGUGGCCGAUUCUCCGCGAAGGGCUGUGCGCUUUUGCCGGUGCCGCUGAUCAGCAGGCCUGGUGAAGAGGAGGACGUUACUGAGAGUCUUCCGCAAAGCAGGAGGAUGUGACCAUGGAAAUUGAGCACGUGGAUCCCCCCAGUGUGAUUCCGCCUGCAGAAGCGCAAAAGAUCGUGGACGUGCAGCAUGCGGGCUUCAUUGAGCGCAACCUGGGUGCUGCAGCGGACACUUCUGCGGAAUACGGGGCGGAAGAGAUCAAGAUGAUUGGACACGUCAACCGAAACACGAAAGAACUACGAGAGCUCUUCUUUACAGGAGAACCUUUGAAGCAGUGCCGUGAGGAACUUGCUCGUCGCAACCUUCCUGUGAGGUUAGAUAGUGGAUGCCUGGUCUUUGUAAAGCCAUGGCAGCAUGAGGAGGUGGUGAAGGCAAUUGCUCAGAGGGAUGAUAUCACCGCAUCCCACAUCAUCUUCAGCAGUUCAUUUCAGAGCGAGGUGGACAGAACAUUUCAUUUGGCUCAGACGCAGGGCAUCUCUGGAGCGUGGUUUCGUUCGGCCACUCCGCUGCCGCCGAAGGCGGUCUCGUCCACUGAGAGCUCCGGUGCGCGAGAUGAGGAGGCCAGCAUCGACGGGGUCUUUGAGUGUCGGCAGACUUUCAUGACAUGGAGGCCAAUCCAACCAAGAGUUGCAGUCACAGAGUCCACCACGGAUUCACGCAAGGCCGAGAACCCUCGGCGCUCGGUUUACCAAAGAAGGGCCGGUCAAUGAAUUCAUCAUGUUCAGUUCUUUUCAGGCACUUGCAAAGAAGUGUGCAGCUCUGACGCAGUUAGGGAAGCAUCGGACUGAGUGCCGCCCGAGGCUUGACGCUUUGGUCGCCGGGCAAAUUGCAUUGUUUUGGUGGGCGAAGCAGCUAUGCAAGUCCCAUCGGCCCUUUUCGUGGGCGAAGCAGCCAUGCAAGACCCACCGUGUACAGACAAAGACUUGCCAAGCUGAGAAACGUCCAUAACUGAGUUGUUGCAUGAGGUGGACAUGUUCAUUUUCAGUAACUGAGUCAUACUUGGAACACUGGCGUCCAUGACGCCCAAACCUGG